AUGGACGAAGAGGCGCCUUUAAAGUACAAAUUCGAAAACGACGAAACCAGAUUGAAGACCGACACCGGAAAAUCGAUCCAAAUUUUCGUCCAUAACAACAACAAACCUCUGUCGUCUAAGUACCUCGCCCUCAUAAAAAAGAAAGAAGUUAGGAAGCCUCUACUCGGCACUUUUGACACUCUGGUCUCUUUAUUUUUGAUUUCUACGUGCGUUGUUGGAGUGUGGAGAGGAGUUUGGGUGUUGUUGGAAAUCUACGACGACUACGUCCCAGCUUGGAUGUGCUUAUCCGUGGGUCUUUGCACCUACAUCGUCUUCAUCAUAGUCCAAGAUUCCUUGAACGACAUAGUCAAGAAAAAAAGCUCCACUACAGAAAGCAAAAUUUUCAACUUUUUGAUAACUCGCACGUACACUUCCAUUUUCGCCGUUUCGUCGAUCAUGUACUGGCGAGGCGGAUGGGCUUUUAUGGACAAGUACUUGAACGUGGAACUGACCAAAUCCGGAACCGUACUAAAAAAAGGAAGCGGAGUUAUGUUAACGGUUUGUGCUGGAUGUUUGCUGCUGAUUAUGGCCUUACGGAGCCUGAGGAAUUGUGUCGCGCCGCCGUUUCUCUUCUGCACGGACAGGAAGAGCAAGACGUUCGUUAUUCUUACGAGGUUUAGGACGAAGGUUCAACAAAUCUAA
Messenger RNA from Zophobas morio, 681 nucleotides. RefSeq lists its product as uncharacterized. Gene Ontology annotation, cellular component: presynaptic membrane. The record is from RefSeq and is a predicted model, not a curated record. NCBI's taxonomy places the organism in Eukaryota, Metazoa, Arthropoda, Insecta, Coleoptera, Tenebrionidae. Gene Ontology annotation, biological process: neuromuscular synaptic transmission; neuron-neuron synaptic transmission; clustering of voltage-gated calcium channels. The transcript has 2 exons. The coding region runs from base 1 to 681 and encodes 226 amino acids.